AGGCCGAAGUAGCGAGAUGACAAGGAAGGGAACAGUCUCUUUCUUUCUUUCUUUCUUUCUUUCUUUCUUUCUUUCUUUCUAAUGUUUAGGCGGCUAUAGUAUCUUCUUCCCCAAUAUUAGAGCAGCAGUGAGUGAGGGUUAAUAAUCCAAGUAACACUUCGGGAGGGUUUGGGUUUUAUGGGGGGUGGAACGUUCGUGGACGGUGUUCUUCGCUGGUUUCACCAUCCCUCUCGUCGCUCUGCUUCUUCUAAAUCUAAUGCCCCACACUCUCAAUCCAAACUAUUAGAUAAUAGUACCAUUAUACUCGAUCUCAAGCUUAUCAGAGUUCCCAAACGCAUCUCUUUUCCCUCAACCUCCGCCGCCAUGGAUCAUAACAACAGCAAGAUGAUUUCUUCCGCCGCUUAGAAUCAACUGCACAAAGCACUUGUAGCUUGGAGCAGACUUCUUCACAGAAUAUGGGGAGGCAAGUAGGUACCAAGUUCAAGAAGUUAUAGGCAAAGGAAGUUAUGGCGUUGUGGCUUCUGCAGUUGAUACUCACACAGGAGAAAAAGUUGCAAUUAAGAAAAUAAAUGAUGUUUUCGAACAUGUCUCUGAUGCCACAAGGAUCCUUAGAGAAAUCAAACUCCUUCGCUUGCUCAAGCAUCCUGAUAUUGUAGAAAUUAGGCAUAUUAUGCUUCCUCCUUCUAGAAGGGAGUUUAAGGAUAUUUAUGUGGUUUUUGAGUUAAUGGAAUCGGACCUUCAUCAAGUUAUCAAGGCCAAUGAUGAUUUGACGCCUGAACAUCAUCAGUUUUUCUUGUACCAGCUUCUUCGUGGGCUGAAAUACAUUCACACUGCAAACGUGUUUCAUCGAGAUUUAAAACCAAAAAACAUUCUUGCUAAUUCUGACUGUAAAUUGAAGAUUUGUGAUUUUGGGCUUGCGCGGGUCUCAUUUAAUGAUGCACCAUCGACCAUAUUCUGGACGGAUUAUGUUGCAACUCGAUGGUAUCGUGCUCCUGAACUCUGUGGCUCAUUUUUCUCCAAAUAUACCCCUGGCGUCGAUAUCUGGAGCAUCGGAUGCAUAUUUGCGGAAAUGCUUUUGAGGAAACCAUUAUUUCCCGGAAAGAACGUGGUGCAUCAGCUGGAUCUCAUGACUGAUUUGCUUGGCACUCCUUCCUCCGAAUCUAUUACAAGGAUUCGUAAUGAAAAAGCCAGAAGGUAUCUUAGCAACAUGCGUAAGAAGCCUCCCGUUCCUUUUGCACACAAAUUUCCUAAUGUUGAUCCAUUGGCCCUUCGCCUACUUCAACGCCUACUAUCAUUUGAUCCAAAAGAUCGCCCAUCGGCCCAAGAGGCGCUAGCAGAUCCGUACUUUCAAGGGUUGGCCAAUGUGGAGCGAGAACCUUCAACUCAUGCCAUAUCAAAGCUUGAGUUUGAGUUUGAAAGGAGAAAAUUGGCAAAAGAUGAUGUUAGAGAGUUGAUCUAUCGAGAGAUUCUAGAGUAUCAUCCUCAGAUGCUUAAGGAGUAUUUACGUGGUGGAGAGCAAACUAGCUUUAUGUACCCUAGUGGUGUUGAGCGUUUUAAGAGACAAUUUGCACAUCUAGAGGAGCAUUAUGGUAAAGGCGAGAAAAGUAGUACCCCGCCGCUGCAUCGACAACAUGCCUCACUCCCUAGGGAAAGAGUUCCUGCACCGAAAGCGGAAACAACUGCAGCUAAAGAAAAUGAUAUCGAAAAGGAGACGGUGGCUGCAGGCCAUAAAGGAAACACGGUUAAACAAGAUGGACUGACCAGUGCUCAUAACUAUUUAAAGAGUUCCACUAUUAAUGCCUCCAAAUGUGUAGGUAGCCAAGGAACAAGAGAUCCCACGGAAGAAGGUAAAGUUGCGCAGCAAGAGGAGGUUGAUGAGUUAACCCAAAAAGUUGCAGGUCUAAAAGGUUAACUGUGAGGAUGAAGUCGUCUUCUUGGUGUAGUUUAAAACUGGUAGUUUGUAAACCUGGCCCGAGUUCUUGUCUUGGUUCCUGGUUUAAUAUUUCAAUGGUUUUCCGGUUCAGAAUCUGAAACCAACCGCAGUCCGAGCCAUAAGUAAGUGAUACUGACACCAUGCCGCUGCCUAAUGAACCGACAAAGAAACCUAAUCUGUAAUCAUCUGUUUUAAAAUCAUUCUCGCAGUUAAUCGAUGUACAAUAAAAAUGACAGCAAAAAUGUUAUUUAGAUACAAUUUCAAUAGCAAUAGCGAAAUUACAAAUUGGUUGCA
Molecule: messenger RNA, 2227 nt
Organism: Helianthus annuus (common sunflower)
Lineage: Eukaryota; Viridiplantae; Streptophyta; Magnoliopsida; Asterales; Asteraceae
Product: mitogen-activated protein kinase 9
Exons: 12
Coding region: 671-1912 (413 amino acids)
Biological process (GO): intracellular signal transduction; protein phosphorylation
Cellular component (GO): cytoplasm; nucleus
Molecular function (GO): ATP binding; MAP kinase activity
Source: RefSeq, a predicted model, not a curated record